AUGGCACCUAGGUUCCGUCCAGCAGUGGCAUCACAGUCCUUUGGCCGCGCGCCCCAUCAUCGAAUUGAGCACAAGCUAGCUCUAUGUGCCGAGUAUGGCUUCGAGGCAGUUGAGAUAUUCUACGAAGACCUCGAAUUGCUCGCCCAAGACCUUCGGCGGACAGACGCCUCUCUAACCAAGGAGUCAUCCCUCCUCGCCGCUGCAACCAGAAUCGCCGACCUCUGCGCACAACUCGACCUCUUCAUUAUAUGUCUACAGCCCUUCGCUAACUACGAGGGCCUCGUAGACCGCAAAGCCCACGCCUCGCGCAUACAGGAAUUGUAUUUCUGGAUCCGUCUUGCCCAGAAUCUUAAAACAGAUCUGAUUCAAGUUCCCUCCUCAUAUCUACCUGCCGCAGAAUGCUGCUCAUCGCGGGACCUGAUCAUCGCCGAUCUGCAAGAACUCUGCGAUGUAGGGCUAAGCCACACGCCGCCCAUCCGGUUCGCUCACGAGGCACUAUGCUGGGCAACACAUCAUUCCUUCUGGACAGAUGUCUGGGACCUCGUCCUCGCAGUCGACAGGCCGAACUUCGGGACUUGCCUUGACACAUUCAACCUCUUGGGGCGGGAGUACGCUGACCCUACUGCACCGUCGGGGAAGACGCCGAACGCCGAGGAACAGCUUACCACCACGCUACACAACCUACGCACUCGCCUCGACCCUUCAAAGAUUUUCUACAUCGAAGCUGUCGACGGCGAGCGGCUAGAUGCGCCACUCGUUGAAGGUCACCCAUUCCACAACGCUGAUCAGGUGCCGAGGAUGUCAUGGAGUCGGAACGCGAGGCUAUUUCCGUUCGAAGAGAGAGGCUAUCUGCCUGUUACCGAGAUCCUCAAGGCUAUUGAGGACGUCGGGUACGAAGGCUACGUAGCAUUCGAAUUCUUCUCGCGGACUGCGCACGAACAAGGCGAGCAUGUGCCCAUAGAGCAUGCCCAGAGGGCGCAGAAGAGUUGGAGAAAGAUAUGCGAAGCGAUGGGCUGGGAGUAUGAGGAGCGCUGGGCGACUGGCUGGUUGCCCAAGAGCACGUCCGCCAUCGCAAACGAAGAGCGCGCUGCGGCAAACAGUUCGAAAGAUUGCGAUAUCACGACUCAGGCCUCAGCAAAGCCUCCCUCUGGGACAGCUUCGCCGCUUCUCAAGACGCAAGGGCCAAGAGCCUCGACUCCUACAUCGAGGCCCGAGUCCGCACACAAGCAGAGUUGGACGACACCUCAGGUGUUGCAGGCGCAUUGA
This is a messenger RNA of Cyphellophora attinorum, 1266 nucleotides long. Its product is annotated as 3-dehydroshikimate dehydratase. Lineage: Eukaryota; Fungi; Ascomycota; Eurotiomycetes; Chaetothyriales; Cyphellophoraceae. Bases 1 to 1266 code for a protein of 421 amino acids. The record is from RefSeq and is a predicted model, not a curated record. The transcript has a single exon.